AUGGAGUGUUUGAAGUACUUAAUAGCUACGGACGGCAGCACACGUUCUGAUGUAGGUGUUCUUCUCCUGCAGUUGGUGGCAGUUCUGUGUGCGCUGUCUCCGGCAUCCAGCACGAUACCGCAGCCGAGGGCGCCUAAUUUCCAAUAUUUCGAAAGGCCCAACUACCGGUACCCAUACUACGACGAAAACGGGCGCGGCAAGCUGCUCUACGGCUACGGAGGACCCGAGCUGUUCCAGUACAAGUCCUACUCGCCGCUAGAGGGCAUACACUAAACACCAGCUGAGACCAUAGUCCACCAUAGUACGAGGUGAUUGGUAAAGUGGGUGCUGCUUGUGGGGACUCGUCUGUUCGGGUGCAAAUUCAAAUUCAAGAAUUAUUUAUUCAUGUAGGACAUUU
This is a messenger RNA of Achroia grisella, 397 nucleotides long. RefSeq lists its product as uncharacterized. The transcript has 3 exons. Bases 1 to 273 code for a protein of 90 amino acids. The record is from RefSeq and is a predicted model, not a curated record. NCBI's taxonomy places the organism in Eukaryota, Metazoa, Arthropoda, Insecta, Lepidoptera, Pyralidae.